This is a messenger RNA of Rattus norvegicus (Norway rat), 757 nucleotides long. The record is from RefSeq and is a predicted model, not a curated record. NCBI's taxonomy places the organism in Eukaryota, Metazoa, Chordata, Mammalia, Rodentia, Muridae.
UAGAAAUUCAUUUAUUGUGUUUGGGUUCUCAAGAUGGUGACUCCCUAUGUAACUGACGAGACCGGCGGCAACUACAUUGCCUCAACACAGAGACCCGAUGGGACACGGCACAAGCAGCUGAGGGUCAAAGAAGGAUACGUGCUCCAAGAAUCCCAGCCUAUGAAAAACAAGUAUGUGAAGUUUUUCAAGAGUAAACCGGAACUUCCCCCAGGGCAGAGCCCUGAUGCCACCACACAGGUCACCCCAUCCAGACCUGACAGUGGUGAAGCAGGCCUCUCCAAGACAGCCAAACGCAACCUGAAGCAGAAGGAGAAGAGGAGGCAGCAGCAGGAGAAAGAUGCAGAGGCCUUGAACAGGACUCUUUUUUUUUUUUUUCUUUUUUUCGGAGCUGGGGACCGAACCCAGAACAGGACUCUUGAUAAGGUGUCUCUGAGAGACUCAGCCCAGACACCCAGUGCUCACCAUGGCCCCCAAGCCACAUCUCUAGCUGCCUUCCAUGCACCCGACUCUGUUGGCACCACAGAGAAAGCCAAGAAGAUCAAGAACCUAAGGAAGAAACUGAUGGUGGAGGAGCUGCAGUAACACCUCCAGACCGGGCAGUUCAGCAGAGAACAGCUGAAGAAGCUGACAUGGCACAAGGUUCUGGAGGAGGAGCUGGAGGACUUGGAGUUGGGCCUGUGAGGCUUCAGGAGUAGGGGAGUGGACUGAAGAACAAACCAUGGGGUUCUCUGGGGUCCAGGGAGCAUGGGCCACAGCA